AUGGUGGGUUUGCGUGAACUGCAGAGGACAGCGGUCUUUGCCUGGUCGCCAGGGGCCGCUGCACCUUUACUCGUGACUGGCACACGCACUGGUGCCGUGAGCGAUGACUUCUCAAGCGAGACGAAAGUAGAGCUUUGGGAUCUUGGUUUGGAUAAAGCGACACCAGAUGUCGAAUUGAAGCCAGUUGGCAGUAUCACCACGGACUCGGGCUUCAACGAUAUCUCCUGGAGCCAGCCAAGCGAUGAUCAUCCCUUUGGUAUAAUAGCAGGCGCACUUGACAAUGGCUCGGUGGACCUGUGGGACGCAGAGAAGUUGCGACAGGGCAGUCAAGACGCACAUAUCUCUCGGACAACGAAACACAGCGGGGCAGUAAGGGCGCUACAAUGGAACCCCUUCCGACACAGCAUGCUCGCAUCUGUCGGCGCCAAGGGCGAGAUCUACUUGUAUGACAUGAGCAACGUCAGCAGUCCCUCGAGCUUCCGGCUAGGAGCUUCGGCUGCGCGUGCCGACGACAUCGAAUGCUUAGACUGGAACAAGCAAGAGAAGACACAGCAUAUUCUGGCCACCGGCAGUACUGGAGGCUUCGUGACGGUGUGGGAUGUGAAGCAGAAGCGUGAUGUCUUGACCCUGAACAACCAGAGUAGAAAGGCGGUGAGUGCUGUGGCUUGGGAUCCGGAGGAGAGCACGAAGUUGGCGACGGCUACACCCAACGAUCAAGAGCCGUUGAUCUUGCUGUGGAGCCUGAGAAACAGCAGCGCACCCGAGCGGACACUGAAGGGUCACGAGCUCGGAGUACUCGGGUUAUCGUGGUGCCAGCAAGAUCCUGAUUUGCUCUUGUCCUGUGGCAAGGAUAAUCAAACUAUUUGUUGGAAUCCACGGACGGGCGAGAAAUAUGGUGGCUUUGCAGCAGGCUCGAAUUGGGCUUUCCAGACGAAGUGGAAUCCACACAACCCAAGCCUCAUCGCAAGUGCUUCAUUCGAUGGCAAGAUCCUGAUCACUUCCACACAAGCGACGAACUCCAAGGCAGAAGAACAGACGACGGCACAAGCACUCGAUGGAGAGGAUUUCUUUGCGAAAGCACAGGCACAACCGCAGGGCAUUUCUUUCACGAUCUCGAAAGCGCCCAAAUGGCUUGCUCGACCCUCAAAUGUGUCUUUUGGUUUCGGUGGCAAGCUUGUGCGGGUCAGCACAGACGCUUCCAAGAGAAGCAAAGUCAGCGUGGGAACAUUCGCAGUAGAGACAGCGAUUGGUGAGUCCGCUACACAAUUCGAGGAGAAGCUGAAGAGGGGCGACCUGGCAAGCAUGUGCGAGACUAAGAUCCAAGACGCCAAGACAGACGAGGACAAGGCAGACUGGCAAGUCAUCGAGACGCUCAACGCGGGGAAGUCACGGAAAAAGCUGCGAGAGUACAUGGGCUUCCCAGAUGAUGUUGAUGACCUUGCGGCUCAAACCGAGAAGCUUGGCAUUAAUGGUGAUGCGGGCAAGGCAGAGACAAACGGCGAUAAGGACGACUUCUUCGGUAACGCUGGCGAUGACGAUAGCUUCCUUGCCAAUCUGGCAUCCACAAAGGGUGCUAAGACGAACAACCCUUUCAGCAUUUGCACAAGCUCCGAGCCAGAGGCGGACAAGAGCAUUACACGAGCACUAAUGCUUGGUCAAUUCGAGAAGGCUUUGGGAAUCUGCUUAAAGGAGGAUCGAAUAGCCGACGCUUUUAUGAUCGCAGUGUGCGGAGGUCAGAAGUGCAUUGACAAGGCACAGAAUGCAUAUCUAAAGAAGAAAGCCAAGGGCCCGAAUUAUCUGCGCUUGCUUGCUAGCAUUGUCGGCAAGAAUUUGUGGGAUGUCGUGCACAACGCUGAGUUAGCGGACUGGAAGGAAGUCAUGGCUACCCUGUGUACGUACGCUGAUGAGACCGAGUUUGCCGAUUUGUGUGAGGCAUUGGGUGACCGGCUCGAGGAGGCUUUCCAAGAAGGUGGCGACUCGAAGGCCUUGCGCAGGGAUGCUUCUUUCUGCUAUUUGGCGGGAACUAAGCUGGAGAAGGUCGUCAACAACUGGGUGCAGGAGCUGCAGGAGCAGGAAAAGUCUGCUCUGGAGGCUUCGGAAGGCGACAAUACUUUCACCGUACAUGCCAAGUGCCUGCAAGGCUUUAUCGAGAAGGUGUCUGUGUUCCGAAAAGUGACAAACUUCAAGGACGCGGAAUUGCAAGCUACUGAAGAGUGGAAGCUUGCGCCGCUGUACCAGCUGUAUGCUGAGUAUGCUGACAUUCUAGCCGCUCAUGGACAGCUCGCGAGCGCUGAACAGUAUCUCACAAUGCUGCCAGCCAAGUUUGGUGGAGCAGAUGCGUCGCAGCAGCGAGUACGGCAGGCCACGAAGAAGACCGCGACUGCUUCGGCACAGCGACAAGCUCCAGCAAGUGCAGCUGUAAAAGCGCCGUCUGUUGUUCACCCGGCACGCCCAGCGGCAUUUGCACCAGGACAGCCUUUGGUGAAUCAAGCUCGUAAUGCCGCGCCUUCUCCGUACGCUCCUGCGGGAGUAGGAGCACCAGCACCAGCAGUACAAAGUGGCUACGCGCCAGCAGGGAACACUUACACUCCUGCUGGAUAUCAGCCUCCUCAGCAACAAGCACAGUACGGGCAGCCUCAACCAGCAUACGGAGGCUACCAACCACCACCCCAGCAAGCUUCACUACCACCUCCGCCGCGCAUGAGCACAGCAUCUCCUUCCGUACCUCCGCCCUCGCAAGCAAAGUCUGGAGAUUGGAACGAUAUGCCCGCCAACUUCUUCAAGGAUCGACAGCCUAACUCGAGGAGAGGCACACCGGCACCACAAACUGUUGCAUCGCCUUUCCCAAAUGCGCCGGCUCCUGUACUAUCGCCACCGCCAUUUGCUGGACCUCCAUCGGUGGGUCAAAGACAGCCUUCCCUGCCUCCUCCACCCAAGGCCGGCGAGGCGCCGCCACGAGUGAUGUCACCGCCCACUGCACCUCCACCCUUGGGAAGAGCACCAUCGUCUGUUGCUAGCACAUACGCACCUCAGCAGUCCAGUUACCCACCUGCAGGAUCUACACUGCCAGCUCCGUCUGUGCCACCCACGACUCGAGGUGCUUCUCCAUAUCAGCCUCCUCCUUCAACAUCGAGUGCCGCUCCUUCCAACCGCUAUGCCCCGGCUCCAGGCUCUCAGCCUUCGCCUGGACCAGGUGGCAUGCCACAACAGCGUCAAGUAGCGCCCAACCCAUAUGCUGCCCAGCAAGCCCCUAGCCCAUACGCGCCGCAGUCGCAAUCUCAGACACCAUAUGGACAGCCGCCACAAGCCCAAGCUCCGCAACAGAGACAAGCGCCGCCGCCGUCUGCACCUCCUCCAAGGGGUGGCCCACCACAACGCAAUGCCACACCCUCAGGCCCUCCAGCCCAGCCCUCCCCUCAAGCAUCAACUGGUCUCAACUCAAACCCAGUCGAGCAUGCACCACCCGCUCAACCAACACCGUUCCAGACACCCAAACCAAAACACCCCAAAGGCGACCGCACCCACAUCUCCGCGUCGGCACGACCCAUCUACGACAUCCUCACCCCGGAAGUCGCUCGUAUCAAAUCCGUUGCUCCACAGGCUUUCAAACCGCAGGUGGAUGAUAUGGAUAAACGGAUCAAUAUCCUGUUCGACCAUCUGAAUAAUGAGGAUCUACUGACUCAGGGGACGGUGGAAAAGAUGGUGGGCAUCUGUGAGAAGGCGGGCAGUGGGGAGUGGGAGGAAGCGGGUGGAUUGCUUGCGAGUUUGCAGCAGGGGUUAGGUGAGGGAGAGGGCGGGGUGUGGGUGGUUGGCGUGAAGCGUCUGAUCAACAUUGGGAAAGCGACGAGCAAGUAG
Recurvomyces mirabilis is the source of this 3855-nucleotide messenger RNA. RefSeq names its product protein transport protein S31 (gene SEC31). Bases 1 to 3855 code for a protein of 1284 amino acids. Gene Ontology annotation, cellular component: COPII vesicle coat; endoplasmic reticulum exit site. Gene Ontology annotation, molecular function: structural molecule activity; protein binding. Gene Ontology annotation, biological process: COPII-coated vesicle cargo loading; intracellular protein transport; endoplasmic reticulum to Golgi vesicle-mediated transport. The transcript has 2 exons. Lineage: Eukaryota; Fungi; Ascomycota; Dothideomycetes; Mycosphaerellales; Teratosphaeriaceae. The record is from RefSeq and is a predicted model, not a curated record.